CCUAACUUUACCAAGUUGGAGGAAAUCGCCGCCCGUGUUCCGUUUUGUUCCGAGUGUGCGCCGGUAACAGACUCGUCGGCCGUUGUUUGCUGCGAGUGUGUCUCCAGAAAUUGCAUUACAGUCGGUUUUGUGGGUAUCCUUUUCGUUUCCGGUAAAUUUCAAAUUAGUUUCAGUUAUGUCUAUUUCUUGACUGGAUUUAUGGUAUGAUCUUUGCUUUAAUAUAUGAAUCAUUCUAUUUUGCUGGUUCUUCAUUAUCUUCCAUUUCUUAAAGUAACAGAGACAUUUUUUGGAGUUAUUGAUUGUGCUAAAAAGAGAGAGAAUAUGAAACUUGUAAAUAAGUGAUGUAUGCUCCUCAAUAGCUACCAUUAAACUUUUGUAUGAGUUAUUGCUAUUGUGGAAAACAUGGUUUCAUAGUUUAGAAUCUACUGGUUAUUUUGGUUGUGUGUGUUUAUGUGGUUUAGGGUUAUAUUCAAAGACAUAUCACUUGUGUUUGUAUGUGGUGAUCACAAUAUUGGAUGUUAGCUUUAUAGCCCUGUAUAUGAGAUUUGUUUCUUUGUUAUAUUCUUAACUCCCAAUAGAUAAUUUUUUUAUUUAUUUUCUUUGAAUCAAAUCCAAAACCCUUGAGUUAUAUGAGUUAUUGUUAAUUUGUUAUUGCCUAACUCAUGGGUUUUACUCUUUCUAAUUCAAACUCACACACCAAAAACCCUUCCACCAUUUUAUUCUUAAAACUUAAAGUUUUAGAAUAUUAAUUAAUUACCAAUAGUCAUGAUUAGUCAAUAGAAGAUUUGUUAGGAUUAUCCCAUGGAGAUGCUAAUAGUGAUCCAAAGAAGAGUGACCCACAAAUGCAUUCAUCUACAUCGGCUCAUGCUCCAUGUAUUCUAAAGCAAAGUAUCAAUGAAGAUGAUGAUGAGGACAACGACGCAAGUGAUGAAAUUCAUGAGGACGACUUAAGUGAUGAGGAUGAAAUAAGUGAUGAAUUUCAAGAAGACGACAUAAGUGAUGACGACAUAGGUGAUGACCUUCAAGAUGACGAUUUAAGUGAUGAAGAAGAGGAUGAUGUAGAUGACAACAAGUUGGAAAAAUUUAAAUGAGUUGGAUUUUGUUGUUUUAAGCUUCUACUUAAGCAUUGAACUUAAAAAAAAAACUAUCUAUUUUGUCAUUUUGCUAGACUUAGAUUUAUAAGUGUUAAACUUGUAGUAUUAGACAUUUUAUGUAUUUGAGUUAACGCUUG
This is a messenger RNA of Vicia villosa (hairy vetch), 1231 nucleotides long. RefSeq names its product phosphopantothenoylcysteine decarboxylase subunit VHS3-like. Bases 843 to 1091 code for a protein of 82 amino acids. NCBI's taxonomy places the organism in Eukaryota, Viridiplantae, Streptophyta, Magnoliopsida, Fabales, Fabaceae. The transcript is spliced from 2 exons. The record is from RefSeq and is a predicted model, not a curated record.